This is a messenger RNA of Neoarius graeffei (lesser salmon catfish), 564 nucleotides long. It is a transcript of the gene nrsn1, whose product is annotated as neurensin 1. Gene Ontology annotation, biological process: nervous system development. The record is from RefSeq and is a predicted model, not a curated record. The transcript is spliced from 2 exons. NCBI's taxonomy places the organism in Eukaryota, Metazoa, Chordata, Actinopteri, Siluriformes, Ariidae. Gene Ontology annotation, cellular component: neuronal cell body; neuron projection; transport vesicle. The coding region runs from base 1 to 564 and encodes 187 amino acids.
AUGGCGUCGUGCCCGGAGUUGUGCGGCUCAGAGUACGGUGACGGAGGGCCGCAGCGCUAUGGCGUUCGCUCCUAUCUGCACCAGUUCUACGAGGACUGCACCUCCUCCAUCUGGGAGCGCCACCGCGAUGAGUUGCAGACACAGAGAUUGGCCAGCAGGUGGAGCUCCGUCCUCUGGAAGGUGUGUGUGGCGGUCGGAGCGGUGAUCUUGAUCUCGGGUCUGUCGGUGCUGCUCGUCGGUUAUGCCACGCCCCCACGCCUGGAGGCAUUUGGACAGGAUGAGUUGCUGUUCGUGGACGGCCGAGCCAUGCGCUUUAACCGCGCCCUGGAUGCUUGCAAACUGGGCGGAGCCGUGCUCUUCUGUGUGGGCGGAGCCGGCAUGGCAGCCGGCCUCCUCUUGUUAGCAGCCUGCGGGCAGGGCGGAGCCAAAGACGAGCUCCACCUCCAGCGACGCUUCAAAGAGCGACUUGCAGAGAUCCAGGCGUCUGUUCCGAACCCCGGGGACGCCAAAGUUCCCGUCACGCUGUCCAAAGUCCAGAACGUCCAGCCUGGCACUGAACCCUGA